Messenger RNA from Gopherus flavomarginatus (Mexican gopher tortoise), 5188 nucleotides. RefSeq names its product zinc finger protein 501-like. Gene Ontology annotation, biological process: regulation of DNA-templated transcription. The coding region runs from base 551 to 2161 and encodes 536 amino acids. The transcript is spliced from 6 exons. NCBI's taxonomy places the organism in Eukaryota, Metazoa, Chordata, Testudines, Testudinidae. The record is from RefSeq and is a predicted model, not a curated record.
UCGCCUAAAUGCAAGCACCGGCCUUGUGUCAGUGGGAAAUCGCUCCCCCGAGUGAUUUCUAAACUGGGCAGAGGGUUAAUGGGCAGAGGCUGGGGGAGUCUUGAGACAGGGACACCUCUUUGCUGGGCUGGGGGGUUCACUUUCUGCAGGCAACAGGGCAUGGGAAGGGCCAGGAAGGGGAGGGAGGAGCAACUGUCCCACAUGGAGAUGGCCCAGCCCCAGGUUUCCCAGUCCCAGCUACUCCCCCCUCCCCAUCACCUGCUAGUCACAUUCCCAGACCCCACUGCCAGCCCCUCCCCACAGCCAGCGACCUUCUGACUGCAGCCUCACUCCUUUCCCCUGUGAAAAGACAUCACCCAGGGCUCCCUCCUGGCUCUGUGUGUGACUGAGAUCAGGAUUCUUAUACCAAGCAUGGCCCUGUUCUGAUAGCUGCUGCAGAGACCUCAACUGAGAUCUUGGCCCUGUUCUGCCAGGCGCUGAAGAGACCCCAGGCUACAGAAUAACGUCCACGUUUUGCUCCAGAUCCUCCCAUCCUCCCAGGGGGAAGGCAAUGGCUGCAGUGGAGCUGGCUCAGGAUCCGGUGAGUUUCGAGGAGGUGGCUCUGUAUUUCACCAGGGAGGAAUGGGCCCUGCUGGACCCUGUUCAGAGAGCCCUCUACAGAGAUGUCAUGCAGGAGAACUAUGAGACGGUGACCUCGCUGGUAGGGUUUCCAGUUUCCAAACCUGAUGUGAUCUCACAGCUGGAACGAGGGGAAGAGCCGUGGGUCCCAGACCUCCAGGGCUCUGAGAAAGAAGUGCUUCCAAGAGCUGCCUGCACAGGUAGUGAUCUGUGUCUGGAUUCUCUCUGUCUCUCAUCAGGUGAUGGGAUGGUAAGUCAGAAUGAGGAGGAGAAAUCUCAUCAGGAAGAUGCUGAGCAGAGAGAACCACAUGGAACUUUAUCAGGAAGAUCCAAAGGGAAUGUUCCCAGGAGUGGUGCAUGCUCAGAAAAAACAGAAGCCUGUGAGACUCAGGGGAGGCCAGAGGAAAACUUUAGUAGCCUCUCAGACCUUAUAACAAGCGACAGAAUCAACUUGGCAGAGACACGCUACACAUGCCAUGAGUGCAGGAAAAGCUUCAGUUGGAGCUCUCACCUUAUCAGACAUCAGAGCAUCCAUACAGGUGAGAAACCUUAUGGAUGCUCUGAGUGUGGGAAAUGCUUCAUCGAUAGUUCAGCCAUCUCACAUCAGCGAAUCCAUAGAAGAGAAGUGCCCCACACAUGCUCAGAGUGUGGGAAAAGCUUUAGUCGGAGCUCUACCCUGAACACACAUCGUAGAAUCCACACAGGGGAGAAGCCCUACACGUGCUCUGAGUGCAGGAAAAGCUUCAAUCAGAGCUCCACCCUUGUCACACAUUAUAGAAUCCACACAGGAGAGAGGCCCUACACAUGCACUGAGUGUGGGAAAAGCUUUAGUCGGGGCUCAGACCUUAUCAAACAUAGGAAAAUCCAUGUGGGUGAGAAACCUUAUGGAUGCUCUGAGUGUGGGAAAUGCUUCAUCGAUAGUUCAGCCCUCAUCUCACAUCAGCGAAUCCACACAGGAGAGACGCCCUACACAUGCUCUGAGUGUGGGAAAAGCUUUAGUCAGAGCUCAGACCUUAUCAGACAUCAGAGAAUCCACACAAGAGAGACGCCCUACACAUGCUCUGAGUGCGGGAAAAGCUUCAAUCGGGCCUCAAACCUUAUCAGGCAUUGUAGAAUCCACACAGGAGAGACGCCCUACACAUGCGCAAAGUGUGGGAAAAGUUUUAGUCGGAGCUCAAACCUUAUCAGACAUCAGAGAAUCCACACAGGGGAGAAGCCCUACACGUGCUCUGAGUGCGGGAAAAGCUUCAAUCGGAGUUCUACCCUGAUCACGCAUCGUAGAAUCCACACAGGGGAGAAGCCCUACACAUGCUCUGAGUGCGGGAAAAGCUUCAGUCAGAGCUCUACCCUGAUCACGCAUUGUAGAAUCCACACAAGGGAGAUGCCCUACACAUGCUCUGAGAGCGGGAAAAGCUUCAAGCACAGCUCAAACGUUGUCUCACAUAGGAGAAUCCACAUGGGGGAGAGUGUGGGAAAAGCUCUGAGUGCGGGAAAAGGUUCAGUCAUUGCUCAAGCCUCAUUAGACAUCAGAAAAUCCACAUGAGAGAGAAUUGUAAUAAAUCCCUUGACUAGGGUUGGCCAAAAAAUUUAAAAAAAAAAAAAUCACAUUUGCUAAUUCCCACAGUGAGUUUUGCAUCAUCUUCACCGUGGUCUCUCAGCUCCACCAGAUAAGUUGCCGCCUUCUGCCUUUUGCACCUCAUCCUUCUUUGUGGUCAGUCCUGUGAUCUUUUCUAUCAUCUCCUUUCCUUUAGAGUCAUAGGAAUGUGUGUCCCUCCUGCCAGGAAUGUUCAUCAGCUCCAGGUGGGGGAGAGAGGUUUGAUCCCAACAAGGUACACUGAGGCAAAAACUACCUGUGCCUUCCAUCCACUAGGACUGUACAUGGUGUUGGCUGCUCAAGUUAGUGAUCUUGGUGUAAAAAGUUGUAGUGCAGAUGCAGCCCCAGUGCAGUGGUUGGCAUUAGCUUCCCCCUUGGCCUGACCUAAACUCCAUCACUUUUCCUAGUCUAAACAAACCCUGAGCAUCACGGUUAUCCUGUUCCCCCAUUUCAAAGCAAUUGUUAGUCAUUAAGUUCUCCCUUGGGGAACAAAUUGUUUCAUUCCCAAUUCUUCUGAUGUUGCUUCAGGUUGUGCUGGGGAGCAGAUAUUUUUAUUAUCAUUUUCCGCACUUAAAAUAUAUUGAACUAUAACAAAGAGCAGGAACAGGGCAGGGAUAGAGAAAAAUGUCAUUUCACCCAUUGUAACAACAGACGUAGUUAGGGUAAGUCAGAGGGAGUCCCUUAUUCCCCAUCACUAUCCUCCUUCAAUCCGUGCUAGAACCUAAGAAUCCCUUUCCUUUCCCCAGUUGUGGGAUGAGAGACUUCCAAAAGUGCUCCCUGUGCUAUAGCACAUGGCUAAGCUCAGAGAAUAAACCCUAAAUCUCCCCUGAGCUUUGCUUUUUGAAUUCUGUAUUUCCGAUUACUUCAAGCCUGGGCAUUGUGAUUAUUUACCAGUUUCUCUAGCGCUGUUCCUACCACUGUUUCUGUAACAUUUUUUUGUUUUUUACAGGACAGGGUUGUUAUUCCUUUGCCUAACCCCAACCUGGAAGGCCAGGGUGUCUGUUUUCUCCGGCCCCUCCCCACAGACAAAUCUGACAUGGUUGAACCUGCCAGGAGCAAACAAAAAGCCCCACUAGUCACACACACAAAGCAGAUAGACACACACAAGACACAGAAGAAACUGAAUUAUUUGAGCUAUCAGCAUUUCCACUUUCCCACAGCAUGUUAGUUCUGAAGGUUGUUUUAAUUUGUUUCUUUUCUUGGAACCAGAACUGGGGAAAGAGAACACUGGAGUCAGUGGAAUUACAGCAAGAAGGGAUAAGUCUCAUGAUUCAUCACUAACCAAAGGCUUUGUAAACAGAGCGAUAAUGUUACUGAAUGGUCUGGCUAACUCUGCAGUUAGAAACAAUCAGCUCUACGGGUGAUAAAUUGACAGAGGCUCUGCUGCUGAUCGUGAAAUAGCAGCUGUUGAAAGGUAAUGUGCUUCUAUUUCAAUGCCUCUGGAAGUACAGAAAACAAUGAUCUGUGUUAAAGGCAAGUUGCCAUUUCUCAGAGCCCCAAUUUCUAUUGUGUGUGUACAGGAAGGUUUGAAUGUGUAGCAGGUACUUUAGUAAAGCUUAGCUAUUUUAUGUGUGUAACAGGCUCCUGCCCACCUCCAGCAGAGGUUUCAGUCACAUGCUAUGGCAACUUACUGAACGUCACACAAAUUAGUCCAUUCCUCCCCAUAUUCAGUCUCUGACAGGAAUGUUAGAAUGAGGCAGAGAACUGGGAAAGUAUCGCAGUAGGACUACAUUAAAAAGUGGGAUUAAUCAGAGCUGGGGUGCAGACAGAGCCUGUUCUACAGCUGGUGAAGUGACAGGGACACACUCCCACUAGUGCUGGCUCUGAAAUAACUGCAGAAGCAGAUUGAAGAGAAUGAGCUCAUGUGGGAGCUAUGGGCAGCUGCCCUGUCAGUGCAUCACUCACCUGGCAGGUGUUACACAAAACACAGCACUUCCCCUCUGGAAGAGAAACACUUCCCCCCACUGCCACCACUUCAUUAUACUGUCCGUGAGGCAGUUUGUCCUGCAGGACUUUGAUCUCUUUGGGUGGUCCAUAGUGAUUCAUAAAAGAGCUAUUAGGGGAGCAGGAGUCAUCCCAAUGGAAAUCUCUUCACUUCUUUCUCAGUGUUACCUUCUUAGCCCUGCCUUUGGAGAUGACCUUAGCCUUGUCCUGUCUUGAUUUUAGGUAGGAUUUUGAUCACCUUCUGGGGCUUGGCAGCUUAGAACUUUUGAGGGCUUUUCUCUGCCUUUUUGGUCCCCGCUGCAGUCAGUACAUGCUAGACAUGUUCAUGGUGACCUUCCUGAGGAUCUUGACCGCUUUAGCCAGCUUCUUGGGGGCUAUUUUCCUGCUCACAGCCACUGUCGUCUUCUCAUGCCUUGUCCUGGGGGCCCAGCUGCUGGUUGAAUGUGAAGGAGCCAAAGUGCUGGGGACUUUAGCCCGCACCAAGUUGCCUUUGCGCGUCAGAGUCCUGGACCCCAAAUGGACGUGAUUCUUGUUCUUCUGCACAGCACAGCCCUGGAGAAGAGGGAUCUGCAAAUGUACAUUCAUAUGACCCUUUGUUUAAUGGAUGAAAACAUAAACUCUUCACUUAGAGGAUUGGAACUGAUUUUAGCUGAUGGACAGGUUUGCUAGGUUUUUAUGCAUUUAGACAGUGAAAUGUUGAGUGUUUACAUUCAUUUCAAGCGUCCCCAUAUAGUGGAGCUCCUGAACAUAAUGGAGAACGGAAAAGAAAAUCUUUUCCCUUUUUUCAAAAAUAAAAAAAAAUAAGAGGCUUAUUAGAGGGCACUUGGAUUUGAAGCAAGGACCCCUUAAUCUGCAGUCAAACACUCUACCACUGAGCUAUACCCCCAUGAGAGCAGAUACUUUCCCCAUUGUAGCUGAAGCACAUCAGUGAUUCCAAUAGCAGGGGCAGGUUCUCUCUGGGGCACAGAGAUUUUUCGGGGAGUUGGUGGCUCCUUUCUUUCCUCACCCUGGAGUAAACUCAGCUUUUUAUUC